This is a messenger RNA of Spizellomyces punctatus DAOM BR117, 4335 nucleotides long. RefSeq lists its product as uncharacterized. The transcript is spliced from 15 exons. Gene Ontology annotation, biological process: recombinational repair; deadenylation-dependent decapping of nuclear-transcribed mRNA; nuclear-transcribed mRNA catabolic process, nonsense-mediated decay. The record is from RefSeq and is a predicted model, not a curated record. Lineage: Eukaryota; Fungi; Chytridiomycota; Chytridiomycetes; Spizellomycetales; Spizellomycetaceae. Gene Ontology annotation, cellular component: cytoplasm; P-body. Bases 1 to 4335 code for a protein of 1444 amino acids. Gene Ontology annotation, molecular function: 5'-(N(7)-methylguanosine 5'-triphospho)-[mRNA] hydrolase activity; manganese ion binding; RNA binding.
AUGUCAUUUCAGGACCUGACGUUCCAAGAAGUUUUGGACGAUCUGCAAAGCCGUUUCAUCAUUAACAUUCCAGAAGAAGAACUAGCGUCGGUUGAAAGAAUAUGUUUUCAAAUAGAGCAAGCUCAUUGGUUUUACGAGGACUUCGUUCGCGAAGAGAACCCGCGACUGCCUUCAUUUUCCUUAAAAAACUUUUGCGCCCAGUUUUUUCGGCACUGUCCACUCCUCCAUCGAUGGGCUCACGAUCACGAGAAAGCCUUUCAAAACUUUAUGGAGUACAAAGUCCGUGUGCCAGUAUGUGGAGCAAUCAUCCUCAACGAGCGUUUGGAUAAGGUUUUGUUGGUGAAAGGCUGGAAAUCAAGUUCAGGUUGGGGUUUUCCGAAAGGAAAAAUAAAUAAGGAUGAGCCAGAAGCUCCAUGUGCUAUUCGUGAGGUCAAAGAAGAGACAGGAUUCGACAUAACUCCAUAUUUACGCGUUAAUGAGUAUGUAGAGAGGACGAUCAAGGGACAAAGAAUACGAUUAUACAUUUUGACCGGUGUUCCUGAGGCAACCACAUUCAUUCCACAAACUCGAAAGGAGAUCGGGGAUAUCAGGUGGCACAAACUUAAUGAUCUGCCGGGAUGGAACAAAGAUGAGAACGUACCAGUCUCCAAAGGGGAGAGGCGUCAAAAAUACUACAUGGUCACAGCAUUCGUUAGCGGCCUUCGGCAGUGGAUGAGUAAAUAUCGAAAAGCGAAGCGCCAGGGCAAAGCGCGGAAUGGGCGUCAUCUUUCCAUAGUAAUGGGCUACAAUACUGCAACGGACAGCGAAGGGGAAGGGGCGACAUCGGACGCCGGCAUCCGAUCCGGUACAGAGUCGGGCAUCGACUCAAGGAUGCCAACAGCGUCGGUGGUUGGCAACUAUCAACUAUUACGACGGACAGAUGUGGCCAAACAAGGUGCAGCGACUCCUGUCAUGGAUGCACAAGUGGCAGCACAAUCUAUCAAGGCAUUGAUUGGGGUGGGGGCAUCUGUAAAUACUCCUGCCGUUGGAGUGCAAGUCGAUAUGCAAUCACAUGUGUCGAAGGAGAUGCCCCCGGUGGUAUUUGGCGUUUCCGUGCGGUCGACAACGCUCAAUGAACCCGUGGAGCAGCCUGUUCCUCCCUUUCAUGCACACACUCAGCAGUAUCAGUCUGCGCAAUUACCCCAUUCUAGCUCAACUACGUUGACCAUUUCUACGCCACAUAGUGCAGUCGGAGCACCGCCGUCUUUCCCUGUGGGAAUUGCUCCCAACCUCGGGAUGGUGUUUGGCCAACCUGCAGCUAGCGGGACACCCCAAUCCAUAAGACAAGAGGCCCGCGUACCUAUCCCCACUCCUACCCACCCUGAUCUUUCCCAACAUCAUCCUUAUUUACCUAAUCAGAUUCUCCUUCCCAGGAGCCGCCAUGAGAUCGCGUCCACCGUGCCUAUGCCAAUGCCUGCUGCCGUCAGCGGCCAGCAGACUCAUAAGCAGAGCUUAUUGGAUAUUUUGACAAAGGGUUCGGCCGCAUACCCGGAAGCCACCAUACCUGUCCCGAUCAAUCCACCGCCUCCCACGAUACCAUUCCAGGGUGCGGAACCCGUAGUGAUGCCGUCGAGACCGACCGUUCUACCACCAAAUUAUGAUUCUGAACCUCUACGAGAAGCAUUUUCGGGGCCACCGUCACGAGCGUCAGUAACUAGCAAUGCGGACCGUGGUCCAGCCAAGCAACGGAUGUUGCUGGAUAUAUUGAUGGGCGAGAAUCGCGGGAGCGUGACUGAACAGGGGCCAUCGAACCCAACAUUACCGAUAGCCAACACAGGGCAAGCGGAAUCGCACUUGAAGAUGAUGUUGGGAAUUGGUGGUGGAGGUGUUGGCGGUAAUCAAGCAAGCAGCGGUGCUGACAGUGCGAGCAGAUGGCCACUGAGCACACCUGGUCCACCAAAUUUCAAUGCCCCUGCAUUGGCCACAUUAGAACGCUAUCAAUCGGAGGUGUAUAGCAGCAGGCCUGAGAUACCCAGUAGUGAUAACCCAGAAAAUCAUCUCAAAGCGCUAUUAGGCUUGGGUGGGUCUGCUCUGUCUCAGCCCCAACACGACCCUUCCAACGAAUCCCAUAACAGACCAUCCACGGCGGUCAGCGACACAUCCGCUCCACUGCCUCCGCAUAAUAGCACUCCGCGCUCACCCUACCACCGCUUUUCAUUAGCGGACUUUCGUCGGAUUCAGAGUGAUGGCGCUGUUCCCACAGAAGUACAUUCUCCAUCGUUGAUGCGUGCUACCAGUGGUCCUGUUAAUGGACCUAAGAUGAAUGGAGACGGUUUCACCUCCGUUUCAGGACAAGCUGUGGAAAAGAAGACAGUCUGCACGCCAGUAAUGUGUUGGGUCGAUGACAAGCUGACAGAGAAGGAUUCACUGAGACUCUUGAGAGUCUAUCCUGCAAAUAUGGGUGAACCAUACUUUUUUUUUGAGUUCAUGCAACUUGCACGGCGAUUAAAUUGCACAGCCUCCUACUGUCCAAGUCCACUAGCCCACAGUUGCGAACAUUUGCGUUGGCGAGCAGCGACACCUGUUAUUAGCAGCCGCAUGUUCAAGGGAAUAUCGAAAGCGAGAGCUGGCGCCAAGUCACAACGUCCUUCACUACUGCCUCAACGUCAGGAAAGCAAAUCCACUGCAUACGACGGUGACGCACAAAGACUUGCUGCCGCAUUCAAAGUACCUUCACCAAAGAAGGAGGCAAAGGGCAGCAAGGACACAUGUCCGGGCGGUGCAAAAGAGUUACCUACUACGCAGCCCGCUCUGACUGUGCAGGACUCAGUGGACGAGUUUGAUGAAAACUGCCUUGAGUUUGCACUCAAUGACGACCUUCUGACCCUCCUUGAUGAUCCGAAUACUGGUCCUUCUCUAAGUGCCCCUUCGUUGUCUCACAGACCUCUCGUGCCAACUCAAACUUCAUUAUCCUCGCACCACUUGACGCCAGCAUCUUCAUCGCCGCCUGCAAAUCAACAGCAAUCCCCCUCGCACAUUCAAAGCACGCCAGCUUCGAGACCCUUGCAGCCACGAAGACCGCUGGGACGCAGAGACCCCACUGCAUUUCUUGCGGUGCCUACGCAUUCAAAUCACCUACCCAUCGAAAGCGACGUACCUCCCAAUGCUGGCGCGUUGUCACCAGACAGAACAAGCAGGUUCACGCAUGGUAGACAGUUAAAAUCAUCGUCACCUUCGUUAGCGGAACAAGCUGCAGGUGAAUCCUCAAAUAGUCUGAACAAGGCCUUCCAAGAUCAAGAAUCAACCCAGCUGACCGCAAGCUUUGGACAUCCCAAACAAUCACAUGAGCCGGCGAUCCCUUCUCCAAAGCCUCUUACCAAGCCCAUCUUUGACCUUAGGGUCAACAGGAAGAGUGCGAUCAGUACAUCUUCUGUCAGUCCUCCAAGAACAACCCCGCACCGCGAUCCUCUCAUACCUACGCAACCGUCUGAGUAUCUUCAUGCAAGAGCUGAAAGAUUGCCCUCUCAUACACCCCCACCUCUUCCCGAGCAAUUUGGUGCUGAAGUAAAUGUACAUAUGGUAGGAGCACAAUCCACACAGGAGCGUGUUCCCAAUGCCGAUAUUUCUGCCAAACCACGUCUGCCAGGCCCCGCUGGAAAGCUACCGACACUGACACAUGCAGAGAAAGCGAUGUUAUUCGGCUCGAAAUCAGCAUCUAUAUUGCUCAAAGGCGUCAAAAGAAGUAGGCCCAUGUCAGACGCGGAAGAAGCGAGCAACGGCAAAAGAUUGCCCACUGUAACGCGUACAACACUCUCCCAACAAGAUGAAGACUUUACUACUUUGGCUUGGUCAAAUAUGUUGAAUACGAUCAAAGAAUACAAUGCAUCCCUCAACGGAAUCUCAGCGUUUCUGCGCACGUCAUAUGAACACAAGAUACCGGAUCUGAUCGCCCUAAUCAAGGAACUGCGAAAGACGGACGUAGAUGGUGCAGCAAUAUUUAAAGACCCAACAGGUGAAAUGCAAGGAGCCAUUCAUCGGAAUGUAUUUGAUCACUUUGGUGAUGCAAUAUGUAAUGGAACGGUUUUGGAACUUCGAAAGAUCUCGACUUUUAAGCCGACGGGUCGAGCAAAGUAUCUCAAUGUCACUCUAGCCAAUAUUGUUUCCAUCUUUACAGCUACCGGACGACCUCCGCGAUUGAUGAAAGAUACCAAUGUGCCCAAUCUCACCGGUACCCCUUCGAGCGAUUCCCACCAGCUCGAAGUCAGCGAAGUCAAAGAAAAUCGCGACGUUGAUAAUACGCAGGCAUUCCUAGAAUCCCUUCCUGGCGAGCCAUAUGAUGUUGAUUUCGAUUCAUAG